Messenger RNA from Meira miltonrushii, 1511 nucleotides. RefSeq lists its product as uncharacterized. Gene Ontology annotation, cellular component: nucleus; cytoplasm. Gene Ontology annotation, biological process: 3'-UTR-mediated mRNA stabilization. NCBI's taxonomy places the organism in Eukaryota, Fungi, Basidiomycota, Exobasidiomycetes, Exobasidiales, Brachybasidiaceae. The transcript has a single exon. The record is from RefSeq and is a predicted model, not a curated record. Bases 61 to 1323 code for a protein of 420 amino acids. Gene Ontology annotation, molecular function: mRNA 3'-UTR AU-rich region binding.
CUCAUCCUUUUCUUCACCUUACGAUAUCUCUUCCUUCUUCCUUUUAAACAUACAUCCAUCAUGUCUGACGCCAACGCCAUGCAAAUUGAUUCUCAAUCACCAGCAAAGAUGGAAGAAACAGAGCAAACGGCUAUGAAACCAGAAGAGAAUUAUUCAGGAGAUGGUAGUCUGUCAAGCGAAGCAGCAGUUUUCCAACAACAAAGCAAUAACGGCAUUCAUGGUAUGGGAAGUGCACCUACAAUUCUCACUUUACGUUCUUUAGUGAGCACAAAAGAGGCAGGUGUAAUCAUCGGAAAAGGUGGUGCAAAUGUGGCCGAAUUACGUGAAAAGAGUGGUGUAAAAGCAGGCGUAAGCAAAGUCAUUCAAGGCGUUCAUGAUCGUGUUUUGAGCAUCACAGGUACGAUCGAAUCAAUCGCUUUAGCUUUCUCUUUGAUCGCUGCUACAAUUUUGGAAAACCCUUUAACUCCUGGCAUGCCUGCCGUUCCUGCAAGCGAUGGCGCUGCUGGCAGCGCUACAAUUCGCUUAUUGAUCGCACAUAGUUUGAUGGGCACCGUUAUUGGUCGUCAGGGUUUGAAAAUCAAGCACAUUCAAGACACUUCUGGUGUACGCAUGGUUGCAUCAAAAGAUAUGCUACCAUCCUCAACCGAACGUAUUGUUGAAGUACAAGGUUCAGUUCAAGGUAUUCAAAUGGCUGUUGGUGAAAUUGGUCACUGCUUAUUGGAAGAUUGGGAACGUGGACAAGGAACAAUCCUAUAUAAUCCUGCUUUGGAUACUAGUGGUGCAGGUGUCUUGGCCAUGACUGGCGAAGGUGGCUUAUUGCCUCAACCUCAAGGCGGCCGUCGUGGAAUGGGCGGUCAAGGCUUCAACGGUCCUUUUACCGCACGUAGAAUGCAAGGUAUGCCACACGCAAACAACAACAACACAAGUCGUGCUGCUGCUGUGAACCCAGGUGGUUCGUUUGUUCCACCUACCACAGAAGGUGGACAAAUUCCAGCACAAGUGAUCGAAGGUGAUAUUCGUGUACAAAACAUCAGCAUUCCGUCUGAUAUGGUUGGUUGCAUUAUCGGUAAAGGUGGAAGUAAGAUCACUGAGAUUCGUCGCUUGAGUGGAAGUCGUAUCUCUAUCGCUAAAGUACCUCAUGAUGAUAGCGGUGAAAGAAUGUUCACCAUUCAAGGUACCGCAGAAUCUAACGAAAAGGCUUUGUUCCUGUUAUACAACUCAUUAGAACAAGAGAAAGAACGCCGAGCAUCUGCACAAGGUCCUUCAAUGGGAGGCGAAGAUAGUGGAGUUAACGGAACGGAGAAUGUCAAGAUGGAGGCUUAAGAAAGAAGGAGGGAGAGACUAGAAUUGAUAAUCGAUCUAAUGUGUAGAAGGGAUUCAAAGCAUCCCACCGAGAGAGAACGUAAUAUACGUUUUACCAAAUCCUCUGAUCAUCAUCAUCAUCCAAUCUUUGUACGGCUAACUUGUAUUUUGUAGAAGAAAAAAGAAGAAUGAAUCAAAAAGAUGUACUC